CCAGGCCUUGGAGUGAAAGGGGGGGUGUAAAAAAAAAAAAAAAAAAAAAAGAAUGAAGGGGGACGACAGUGUAUAUAAUGUGUAGUGUGUGUGUAGUGUAGAGGUGGGAAUUAGACAGAUUGGAUAUGUUCAGUCAUUCAUAGGAGCUCCAGGAAAGGGUGGGGUUACCGCCUGCACAAUGGGUGGGUUCAGAAGGAUGGAGGGGUGUGAGAGAAAGAGUGAGAGGGAGAGAGAGAGAGAGAGAGAGAGAGAGGAGGGCUUUAGAGGGUGCACUCAUUGUUGCCUCAGAGUGAGCGACCAGCCGUAGUGUGUGUGCGUUUGGGCCUGACUGUAAUGACUAAAAGCAUCAGACGCCUCAGCUGUUGAUACAGCCCGAGAGUGUGUGUGUGUGCAAGAGAGGGAGAGGGAGAGAGAGAGAGAGCAAGAGAGCGCUUGAGCGAGCGAGCGAGGGAGUGUGAGAGAAGUGCAAAAAAGGGAAGAAGGCGGCAAAAAAAGGAAGGAUACCACAAGCAUGCUCUGCUGUAUAAGAAGAACAAAGCCGGUUGAGAAGACCGAAGAGGCUGACCAGGAGAUCAAGCAAGAUGGAACCAAACCAGAAGACAAAGCCCACAAGGCUGCCACCAAGAUCCAGGCGAGCUUCCGAGGACACAUAAUCCGGAAAAAAAUGAAGGAUGAUGACAAGGAGGAGGACAGUCCUGCUGCUGAGGCCAAGGCCGAGGAUAACGAGGGAGAGAAGAAAGAGGAGGAGAAAGCCGCUUCUCCUACCGUGGAUAAAAAAGACGAAGCUGCGAAGGACGAGGAAAAGGCCAAAAGUCCCACUAACUCUCCAGCAGCAGAGGAAAGCAAGGCUGAAGCUCCUGCCACCUCUCCUUCAGAACCUAAAAAGGAUGUGAAGGAGGAACCAAAGGAAGCAGAGAAGCCUAAAGAAGCAGAAAGUGCAGACGUCGAGGCUGAGAAGCCCUCAGAGAAUGUAGAUGCAGAGAAGAAGGAGGAGGGAAAUGAGGAGGAGAAGAAGGCGGAAGCCAAACAAGCCGACGUGCCUGUCACUGCUAGUGAGACAGCUGAUUGUGAAGCUGAGGUGAACCAAACACAAGACAAACCAGAUGCUGCAGAAGACUCCGAGCAGGCAGAGGGUGACGUUUCAGGGGCGGCGAAUGAGGAGGACAAGGCUGAGUGCGCUUGAGAAGAACCGCCGUUGUAAUACUAUAACAUAAUUAAACGGUUGCUCUUUGCCCUCUGAUUGUGGAGACAGUCAGUUUUAAUUUGUUUGGUCCUAUAUAUUUUCUUUCGUGUGGCAAAAUGAUUUUCUUACAUCUUGGGGAGGGGUUUGUGGGGCGGGGUGGGGAGGGGAGGGGGGGAGUUUCCAUACGCAACUUUGCGGCUCAAGCUAGCAGUGAACGUGCAAGAACGUGGCUGCUUCUUCGAUGUGCGAGAAAACAACAUUGUACGUUCAUCGAUGUCACAAAAAAGGGACAGGA
Ictalurus furcatus (blue catfish) is the source of this 1478-nucleotide messenger RNA. It is a transcript of the gene gap43, whose product is annotated as growth associated protein 43. The record is from RefSeq and is a predicted model, not a curated record. Gene Ontology annotation, molecular function: protein binding. Gene Ontology annotation, biological process: regulation of growth. Bases 512 to 1183 code for a protein of 223 amino acids. The transcript is spliced from 3 exons. Lineage: Eukaryota; Metazoa; Chordata; Actinopteri; Siluriformes; Ictaluridae.